GGCCGGCUCUGGCGACUCCAACGCUGCCCUUUGGCCUGACAGGACGAGUAUUUCCCCACAUGGAGACGCUGAGCGCCGUGAGGGCGAAAGUCGGGGCCAGAAGCCCCGGGGGUUGCGAGGCGGCAGGAACCGGCGAGCCCCAACCCGCUCCUUCUUCGAGCCCUGCUGGCCGAGGUUCUCCCGCACCGCCGGAUUCGCCGGCUUAUAGACUCGAGGAUCUGGAGACCCUGGCCACUGUGGGGACAGGUACAUUUGGGCGGGUUCAUCUGGUGAAAGAGAAAUCGGCCAAGUGCUACUUCGCGUUGAAAGUAAUGAGCAUUCCAGAUGUCAUUCGACUAAAACAAGAACAGCAUGUGCACAAUGAGAAAUCGGUUUUGAAAGAAGUGAAUCAUCCAUUUCUGAUCAGAUUAUUUUGGACUUACCAUGAUGAACGCUUUCUAUAUAUGUUGAUGGAAUAUGUACCUGGCGGUGAACUUUUUAGUUAUCUGCGCAACAUGGGACGCUUUAAUAAUAGCACUGGAUUAUUUUACUCUGCAGAGAUUAUUUGUGCAAUAGAAUAUCUCCAUUCGAAAGAAAUUGUUUACAGAGACUUGAAGCCUGAAAAUAUUUUAUUAGACAAAGAGGGACAUAUCAAGCUCACGGACUUUGGAUUUGCUAAAAAGCUUGUUGAUAGGACAUGGACGCUGUGUGGAACCCCAGAGUACCUUGCCCCAGAAGUCAUACAGAGUAAAGGUCAUGGAAGAGCAGUAGACUGGUGGGCCCUGGGCAUUCUGAUAUUUGAGAUGUUGUCUGGGUUUCCUCCAUUCUUUGAUGACAACCCAUUUGGAAUAUAUCAGAAGAUUCUUGCUGGUAAAAUAGAUUUUCCCAGACAUUUGGAUUUAUAUGUAAAGGACCUUAUUAAAAAGCUUCUUGUGGUUGACAGAACAAGACGGCUAGGGAACAUGAAGAAUGGAGCUGAUGAUGUGAAGAGGCACCGAUGGUUCAGGUCCAUAGACUGGGAUGCUGUACCACAGAGAAAAUUAAAGCCUCCUAUAGUGCCGAAGGUAUCAAAUGAUGGUGAUACAUCUAAUUUUGAAGCUUAUCCUGAAGAUGACUGGAACAAAACACCUCCUGUACCGCCUAAAGAUUUAGAAAUUUUCAAAAACUUUUAAGUCUUGGUAUUGGAUAUUACUAAGAAACUGGAAGAAGAUUGUGAAAGCUGGGAACUGGAAAAGAAGAUCUGAAAAUCUUACUGAAGAAUUACUUUGAAAUGAAUGAAAGAAUAUUACUGUGUUAUGCAUAGGCUUUAAAGAAAUAUGUCAAAAGUUGGGGAAGGGACAAUACAUGUGUUUAGUUGUACAGAUUUGGCAUUAAUUCAGUAAACUAAAAUACAGAAUUGCCUACACUGAGGUGUAGACAUUCGAAAUUGUUAUGGGUUUUUUUUUAAUUAAAAGUUAUUUUUAGUUUUGUUUCUUGCUAUGCCCAAAUAUCUUUUGCAUAGUUAUCUCAUAGACUAACUUUAUAAGUUUAUACUAAGAUUGUCAUUUAAAGCACAAAUUAGUAUAUAUGUAUAUAAUGAAAUCGAUACAGUUAAAGCACAGAAACUGUGCAGAAUUGUAAAUUUUGUACUUUACAGAGUCUAUGGUUUUUAUUCUUAAGUGUUUUUCAAGAUGCUCUCUAGAAGUAAAAAUAUCUUGAAAUGAUAAAUAGGUUUUUCAGCAUCUUCUAUACAUUUUAUAAUUCUUUGUAAAAAGAAGUAUACACAUAAUUUUUGAGAAAAUGUUAACAUUUCCAGUGCGUUACACCUUCAGCCAUACUACUUGAAACUGAAAGAUAAAAGGCCUUGUUAUGUCUUACUUUUUUUCCUUUAGA
Elgaria multicarinata webbii is the source of this 1851-nucleotide messenger RNA. RefSeq names its product protein kinase cAMP-dependent X-linked catalytic subunit (gene PRKX). Lineage: Eukaryota; Metazoa; Chordata; Lepidosauria; Squamata; Anguidae. The coding region runs from base 60 to 1151 and encodes 363 amino acids. Gene Ontology annotation, molecular function: cAMP-dependent protein kinase activity; ATP binding. The transcript has 9 exons. Gene Ontology annotation, cellular component: cytosol; cAMP-dependent protein kinase complex. The record is from RefSeq and is a predicted model, not a curated record. Gene Ontology annotation, biological process: peptidyl-serine phosphorylation; signal transduction.